AUGGAUAAAAGUAAUUAUAAUCAACUUUUGUCAGAUUUUUUGGAUGUAUCAAAAGCGAAUGAAAAUACGAAUAUACAAACCAAUAAUACAAAUGGAGGUUGUGGUAAUAACAACAACACAACUUUUGAUGAUUGUGAUGAAAUUAAUGAAAAAUCAACAAUAGCUUCAACUGGUUGUAAAGAUAUUAAAAAUAUAUUUUCAGGUGUGGUGCCAAAGGUAACUUAUUUACCUCCUAAAAUAACUCCAAUAUCAACACCAAAUGUUAUUUUAAAUUCACCUACACAUCCUACAUCACCUUCAAAUAUAAAUAUAAAUACAAACACAACAAAUACAAAUAUAACAAACUCAAAAAUAACGACUACAUUUAUGAAUACAGCUACAACUACAACUACAAAUUCAAAUAUAAAAAAUGAAAUUGAUGAAGAUGAUAAUGGGUUUGAUGAUUCAUUAAUAACAAAAAGAAGACCGAUUAGAAAAAACUCAUCUUUACAUUUAAAUGACGAUGAUGGUGAUGAUGAUAUAGUUGAUACUAAUAAUAUACCACCACCACCAUCAUCAUCAAAGACAACACCAACCAUAACACCUUCAUUACCAACCAAAAAGAUUCCAGCAAUAUUUCACUCACCAAUUGUAAAUAAAACAACAAAUAAUAAUAACAAUUAUAAUAAUAAUAAUAAUAAUAAUACAAACAGUAUUAACAGUAAUAUAUAUAAUUUUGUAAAUAAAAACUCUUCAGAUUUGGUUAAAACUAUUAAAUCAGAUUUAUAUGAUUUGGGAAUAAAGAAAAAGAAUUUGAAAAAUCAAAAAAAAGGUUCAUCGGAUGAUGAGAAACAAAGAAUAUCUGAUGAACUCCAAGAAAUCAAAAAAUCAAAAAAAGAAUUAAUUAAAUUACUUGAAAACGCUUUAAAUAAUAAUAAUAAUAAUAAUAAUAAUAAUAAUAAUAAUAAUAAUAAUAAUAAUAAUAAUAAUAAUAAUAAUAAUAAUAGUAGUAAUAAUUAUAAUAAUAUUAGUAAUAAUUAUAGUAACAGCAAUAAUGUAGUAUAUAAUAGUAACUCGACGAAUAAUAUUAAUAAUAAUAGUAAUAAUAGUAAUAAUAGUAAUUCAACAUCACCAACAUUUAAGAGUAGUACAAUCGUUCAACCUCCAAAAGUAACACCAAACUAUACAUCUGAUAUAUCACUUGAUGAUGAUAAUUAUUAUCCAAAUGAUAUCGAUGAAUAUACACAUCACUCAACAACGACAACGACAACAACAACAUCAAAAACUAAUAAUGAUAAUAAUAAUAAUUAUGAUAAUGAUAUAAUUGAUUUAGAUGAAUAUGAUGGUUUUAGUGGUUUUGAUAGUGGGUACGAAAAUGGAACCGAUAGUGCAAUGUUUGAUGAUGAAGAUGUUGUAGUUAAUGAACAAAAACCUACAAACAAUCACUUUUCAACAAACUCUUUUAAUAAUAGUAAUAAUAAUAAUAAUAAUGUUUUUUCAGUUGCAAACUUUAAUGGUGAUAAUAGUAGAUUUAAAGGUAAUUUCCCAUGGAGUCAAAAGAUUAUAGAUAUAAAUAGAUCAAUGUUUGGUUUUCAUGUUUUUAGAGAGAAUCAAAGGGAAAUUAUUAAUUCAACAUUGGAAGGAAAUGAUACAUUUGUGUUAAUGCCAACUGGUGGUGGUAAAAGUUUAUGUUAUCAAAUACCAGCACUUUAUCAAAAGGGACUUACCAUUGUAAUUUCACCAUUGAUUUCAUUGAUUAAUGAUCAAGUGGAAUUUUUAGAGACAUUGGGAUACCCUGCCGCUGCAUUAAGUAGUGCGGUUUCAUCAGAUGCAGCCAUUGAUGUCUACAAAGAUAUUAGAUCAAAUUCACCAAAGAUUCGUUUACUAUAUUUAACACCUGAAAGAGUUGUAAAGAGUGAUUCACUCAUAGAGAUAUUGGCCAAUCUAGAUCAAAAGGGUUUAUUCUCAAGAAUUGUAAUUGAUGAAGCACAUUGUGUAUCGCAAUGGGGUCACGAUUUUCGUCCAGAUUAUAAAGAACUCUCAAUAUUAAGAAGGAAAUUCCCAAAGGUACCAAUACUUGCAUUGACAGCAACAGCUACAGAAAGAGUUAGAAAUGAUGUUAUCUACAAUCUUAGUAUGAGAAAUCCAGUUUGUUUCAAACAAAGUUUCAAUAGACCCAAUUUAAUUUAUCAAGUUUUAAAGAAAACCAAACAAGUGGUUGAUGACAUGUCCAAGUUUAUUCAUUCAACUUAUCCUGAUAAAUCUGGUAUCGUCUAUUGUAUUUCAAAGUAUGAUUGUGAGAAUGUUGCAAAGAGAUUAAGAGAAUUGAAAAUUAGUGCAGCCCAUUAUCAUGCGGGUUUAGAGAAUGAUGAAAGAGCUAAAGUUCAAGCUAAUUGGCAAAAGGGUAGAAUUAAGGUUAUUGUUGCAACCAUUGCAUUUGGUAUGGGUAUUAACAAAGCUGACGUUAGAUUUGUCAUUCAUCAUUCAGUUCCUAAAUCAUUGGAAGGUUACUAUCAAGAGAGUGGUAGAGCUGGUCGUGAUGGUGGUAUUUCUCAUUGCUUAUUAUACUUUUCGUGGGCUGAUAAAUUAAGAAACGAUCUCUUGAUUCAAAAUAGUUUUACAAGUGGUCAAGGUAGUUCCCACAAUACUAGAGAAACUAGAGACAGUUUGAAUAAAAUGGUAAACUAUUGCGAGAAUGAAACCGAUUGCAGACGUCAAUUACAAUUGGCUUACUUUGGUGAAAAUUUUGAAAAGAGUGGAUGUAAAAAAACCUGUGAUAAUUGUAUAAGCACUUUGGAAACCACUAGAAAGGAUGUCACUGAAGAAUCGAAAAAUCUUGUAAAAACCAUCAAAGCAUUGGGUUCAGAUACAUCAAAUUUAAUCAUUGACAUUUUCAAGGGUUCAAAAGGUAAAAAGGUUUUAGAAAAGUGUGCACAAUCUGGAAUUACCAAUUUACAUGGCAUUGGUAAGAAUUGGCAAAAACAUGAAAUUGAAAGAAUAUUACAUCAAUUACUUAGAGAUAAUAUUCUAAAGGAAACUAUUAGUCAAAAUCCUUAUGGUGGAACUUAUUCUCAUUUAUCAGUGGGGAGUUAUGCUGAUAAUUUACUAAGAAAUCAAAAGAAUGUAACACUAUCAUUUAGAUCAACACCUGCCAAAAAAACUGUAUCAGCCGCCAAAAAGAAGAAAUCAAGUAAAAAUAAUGAAGAUGAUGAAGAAGAAGAAGAUGAAGUCCCAACUAAUUUCGUUAUAAUUCAAAAUAAAACCACUAAAACCGAUGCUAAUCUUGUUGCUCGUUUGGAAAAACUUCGUCAAGAUCUUGCUUUAAUUGAAAAUAUCCAAGAAACCUAUAUCUUCUCACGUGAUACUAUCGAUGAUAUUCUUAGAGUUAAACCAAAAACUAUUAAAGAAUUAAAAGGUCUUACAGGUCUUCCAUCUCAAAAAAUUGAUAGAUAUGGUAAAUCUAUCAUUCAAGCCAUUAAUGAUUUUCUCUCUGAUACACCUUAUUCAUUUGAUAAAAGUAGUUUUCAAAAAAUACCAUUUAAUUCAACUCAAACUUCAUCUUAUUUUUCAAAGUCUAGUAGUAAUCCACCACAUGUUCACACUAUAAGUGAUGACUCUGAAUUUGAUACUGAUACAACUAAUUUCGUUAUUGACAAUGAUACUGUUGAUGAAAAUGAAAAUUUUGACUUUGAAAUUGAUGACAAUGAUUAUUUAGAUCAACCACAACAACAACAAUCAAAUAAAAGAAAACAAUCAUCAACAUCUGUAACCUCAACGAAAUCAAGUAGAGUUAAAAAAUAA
Molecule: messenger RNA, 3780 nt
Organism: Dictyostelium discoideum AX4
Lineage: Eukaryota; Evosea; Eumycetozoa; Dictyosteliales; Dictyosteliaceae
Gene: blm
Product: ATP-dependent DNA helicase RecQ family protein
Exons: 1
Coding region: 1-3780 (1259 amino acids)
Biological process (GO): DNA recombination; DNA replication; DNA repair
Cellular component (GO): nucleus
Molecular function (GO): hydrolase activity; ATP binding; nucleotide binding
Source: RefSeq, a predicted model, not a curated record